CGGCGGUGGGCGGGGCUUACGUGAGGGGGUGGAAGUGUCCCGGUGCUUCUCGCUUUGCUGCUUUAGCUCCGGAGUGUUUGGCGAUGGGGCAGCUGGAGUUGUGGAGGUUCAUGUCAAGCUGCUGUUCUUCAUCGCUGCACGCCUAAAUUAUUGGCCUCCUGGACUUGAUUUUCUGCUCUAUUCACACCUUGCCUACUUCUGGGAUAAUUUCACUAAGCACUACUUUCAUGAUGCCUUCCUACUUCAACAGUUUUAUGUAGUUCGUUUAAUUUCGUGAGGUCAUGUUUGUUUUAUUGGACAAUUGCAAGAAGCCCCUGAGUCAUAAAAUUCUCAUCUAAGACGGUUGUUUAUUUAAACUUCAUACAUCAUAACCACCUGGAGAAUUUGUUAAACACAGAUUUCUGGGCUCCACCAUUUCUUGUUUAGUAGAUGUGGGGUGGAGCAGAGUUUCUAACGAGUUUUCAGGGGAUGUUGAUGGUCCUUGUCCAAGAACCAUACUAUGAGAAUGACUUCUAGAAAGCCAAGUUGACAUCAGCUGAAGGAAAUAAGCCUGGUAAACCAAAGUUAAUUAAGAAAUUAGAAGUAGCGGAGAUGUGCAUGCCCUCUUCUUCUCCACCAGAUGGCAGUUUUGGAACCAGUAGAAAGGAAAGAUCAUAAAUUCAGAGGUUUAAUGCAUUCAAAAGGACUAAUAUCAUACUGCACCAUUUGAGAAUGUCCAAGCACACAGAUGCCACAGAAGUACUAUUGGAAAAAAAAGGCUGUGCAGGAGUCAUAACACUAAACAGACCAAAAGUGCUAAAUACAUUGACUCUUAAUAUGAUUCGGCAGAUUUAUCCACAGCUAAAGAAGUGGGAACAAGAUCCUGAAACUUUCCUGAUUAUUAUAAAGGGAGCUGGAGGAAAGGCUUUCUGUGCUGGGGGUGAUAUCAGAGUGGUCUCAGAAGCUGAAAAGGCAAACCAGAAGAUAGCUCCACUUUUCUUCAGAGAAGAGUAUAUGCUGAACAAUGCUAUUGGUUCUUGCCAGAAACCUUAUGUUGCACUUCUUCAUGGAAUUACAAUGGGUGGGGGAGUUGGUAUUUCAGUCCAUGGGCAAUUUCGAGUGGCUACAGAAAAGUGUCUUUUUGCCAUGCCAGAAACAGCAAUAGAACUUCCAAUACAAUGUUGGAUAGAAGUGGUGAGAGUGAACACUGGAAUUCCUAAAGAGACAAUUAUGUCAUUUACAAGACUGUUCCCUGAUGUGGGUGGAGGUUAUUUCUUGCCACGACUUCAAGGAAAACUUGGUUACUUCCUGGCAUUAACAGGAUUCAGACUAAAAGGAAGAGAUGUGUACAGAGCAGGAAUUGCUACACACUUUGUAGACUCUGAAAAGUUGGGCGUGUUAGAGGAAGAUUUGUUAGCCUUGAAAUCUCCUUCAAAAGAAGAUGUUGCAGCUGUCUUAGAAAAUUACCAUACAGAGUGUAAGAUUGAUCGAGACAAGUCUUUUAUACUUGAGGAACACUUGGACAAAAUUAACAGUUGUUUUUCAGCCAAUACUAUGGAACAGAUUAUUGAAAACUUACAACAAGAUGGUUCAUCUUUUGCCCUAGAGCAGUUGAAGGUAAUUAAUAAAAUGUCUCCAACAUCUCUAAAAAUCACACUAAGGCAACUCAUGGAGGGGUCUUCAAAGACCUUGCAAGAAGUACUAACUAUGGAGUAUCGGCUGAGUCAAGCUUGUAUGAGAGGUCAUGACUUUCAUGAAGGCAUCAGAGCUCUUUUAAUUGAUAAAGACCGGAGUCCAAAAUGGAAACCAGCUGAUCUAAAAGAAGUUACCGAUGAAUAUUUGAAUAAUCACUUUAAGUCUUUGGGAAGCAAUGAUUUGAAAUUUUGAGGGGACAGGCUUUUAAGGAAUAUUUUGUAGCAUGGAUUGGCAAUCUCCAGCACAUGGGCCAAAUCCAGCCUGCUGCCUGUUUUUAUAUCCCCUGCAAGCUGAGAAUGGUUUCCGCAUUUUUAAAUGGUUGGGAAAAUAAAUCAAAGACUAAUGUUUCAUGACAUGUGAAAAUUACAUGAAAUAUCACAGUUCACAAAUAAAGCUUUAUUGGAACUAGC
This is a messenger RNA of Callithrix jacchus (white-tufted-ear marmoset), 2084 nucleotides long. It is a transcript of the gene HIBCH, whose product is annotated as 3-hydroxyisobutyryl-CoA hydrolase. Gene Ontology annotation, biological process: L-valine catabolic process. Gene Ontology annotation, cellular component: mitochondrion. NCBI's taxonomy places the organism in Eukaryota, Metazoa, Chordata, Mammalia, Primates, Cebidae. The record is from RefSeq and is a predicted model, not a curated record. Gene Ontology annotation, molecular function: 3-hydroxyisobutyryl-CoA hydrolase activity.